CUCGCGCCGCCGUCGCCUGCUCUCCUCUCCCUGUAAGAUGGCGCUCGCUGCAGCCGCGGCUGUGAUUUGAGACAUGGCAGAAAGAAGGACCACAGAGUCAUGUGACCAAGCAUGUGAACAGGUCUGGCGGCAGGAAUAUAAGCUGGCGUUAUAUAACUGCAAAGAAGGGCUGCCUCUAACUAGCCACACUGGCUUUCCUACUUCUGCAUCAGUUGAGGCUGUUAGACUACAGGCAUUGCUAUACAGAAUCUCUUGCCUCAUACGGCUGAAAAAUUAUAAGGAGGCAGAAGAGGACUGUAAAAGUGUCUUAUGGAUGCACGAGGUUCUGGGAGAAAACCUGUUAAGAGAUGUGUUGGCAGCACUAGUUCUAGAGGGCAAACUGAAGGAGGUUUUUGAUGCUUUGUGCGAUUGUAAGACUGCGGACUGUAUGAAUGGAGUUUCCUUAAACCAUCUGAGGCGGCUUGUGCACUUGCUGGCUGAUUGGCAGGCUUCGACUAAUAAUGCUCUCUUUUCAUCAGAGCAAGACACCAAAGAAAAUGAUUGUCGGUGGAAGUUCCGCCCUCCCCCGCGAGGCGUUGUUGGAAUUGAUGAAUAUUCUUUGUGUUGCAGGUAUUUGGAAUAUGGAGCUUGUCAUUUUGAGGACUUGUGUGUGUUUGCUCAUUCUGACCCCGAGCUGGUGGAAUGGAGGGAACGGCAUGCUUACAGACAGCUUCAGUAUCAACAACAGAGGGAGCAACAGCAGGGCACCAGUUACAGCGAAAAGCUCAUUGAGAAAUGGCUAAAUAACCCAAGUGCCGACAGAGUGGUGAGCAGAGUGCUUGAGGGGGUGCGAGUGGAAUCAAGUCGUGAGCUCAAUCAAGUCUCUGAUGGCAGAACAUACAGCUUCGCUUGGAUAUUUUCUUUUACUUGCAAUCCUCCACGUUUGCUUCAUCAAGUUGCCUUUUUGAGUAAUUCUUACACACACUGCUUCCACAUCGCUUCUAUCGCCGCUGGGGACUCUGAUAGUCUGCACCCGUACUCCAUAUUACCACACUGUCAAGAAUGGAGCAGAGACUCAAGUGGCCAGAACAGGAUUGAGGAGCACUCUUACCAAAUCGCCAUCAAAUUUUAUUCCCAAGUCUUUGGAAACUUUCAGCAAACCAUUCUUUUUGACUUCGGCUCGGAGCCGGUGCUGAUGCAGACGGUUACGGUAUCCGCGCCAUCGGAUAAAGCCGCAGAAGCCCUGUCACACCAUCAGCAGCAAUCGCUGACCACAUCGCAGCGCUGGGAGGCAACCUGCAAACAAAUUGUUGAAUUCCGACCUCAAGAACUGUCCGAUCUGGAUUUGAACCUGCUGGUUACCUAUCAGAUUCCUGCUGCUGCUGACCAACUCUUCACCCGCUCAGUUCUAGACAAAGUUCUGAACAGGCACAACUAUCAUUCUCGCUUCCACGACCUUCUCUACAUAGAGGAAAACGCACAAAACAAAGAUAUAAGCAAGUUUAAUAUCAAAGCAAAUUUGCACAUAAUGACGUCUUACGCAGUUCCCGGCAAUCUUGGUGCUGCUCGUCAUGUCCAGAACGGCCAGCUUUUUGCUUGCUUUCUACUGAGUGACACUGUCAUAACCAAAGACACUGCUGCUGGGAGAUUGGUGAUGGAGAAAGUCACCAGCGUCCUGUUGAUGCCCCUCAGCAAAAAGCGAGGCCUGGGACUGAGUCAAGGGAAUAAGGAGAAAGUCUAUGAAGCACUUGUGGAGGACAGGACGAGGGAGUGUAUGCUACUGCGACUCUCCAAAGAAUGCUGUGAGGAUCUGAAGCUUCGACCUGAGCGAGAUAUAGAGGUGGAGCUGCAGUUCCAGCUGAACCGUUUGCCUCUGUGUGAGAUGCACCUUGCUUUAGAUAACCUCAAGGACUGUAGCUUGGUUUCUCCAGACAUUUCCUCUCUCCUCUCUCUGAAUCUGCCCAGCAGAGAGUGGGAGGAACUACUGGACCCUCGACUGAACUGCAGACAGAGGGAAGCAGCUGGUGCCAUUACUGCUCCUGCAACAUUCCUCCUGCCACCCAUUCUCCUGAUGGGUCCGUGUGGCACCGGCAAAACAUUCACCCUGGCUCAGGCAAUCAAGCACUUGAUGAAAAAGUCUGACAAAAGGAUUCUGUUCUGUACGCAUUCAGAUACUGCAGCAGAUUCAUUCCUAAAGGACUACCUCUCUCCUAUUGUUGAACAUGACGCUAGUGAUAUCAGACUUCUCAGAAUUUAUCAUAAAAACAAGAGCGUGAAGAGCGUGCAGCCCACCGUGCAGCGCUAUUGUCUGCUGGCUCGAAACCAGUCUUCGUUUGUGUUGCCGAGAAAAGAGGAUGUCCUCAAGUGCAGGAUUGUUGUGACCACUGUGAGUUCAGCGAAAUACCUUUGCCAGGCUGACCUGCAACAUGGAUACUUCACGCAUAUUUUACUGGAUGAUGCCUCGCAAGCUGUGGAAUGUGAAACUAUUAUGGCUCUGGGCUUGGCUGAUCGAACCACUCGAAUCGUUCUGGCUGGAGAUCCGAUGCAGCUUAAUCCUGUUGUGUACAGUGAAUUUGCUCGAGAACGAAACCUGCACAUUUCUUUGAUUGAGCGCUUGUCACAGCUCUACCCAGCCGACUCCUGCUGUCACGUAUCCUUAUCAGAGCAAUAUAGAUCACACGAGGCUAUCAUCAGUCUUGCAUCAGAACUGUUCUACAGAGGAAGCCUGAUUGCAAGUAGCAAACACCCAGCCCACAAGGACUUCUUUCCUCUCACGUUCUUCGUAGCCUGGGGAGCAGAUGUACAGGACAGAAGCAGCUGUAGUUAUUACAACUGUGCUGAGGUUUUGGAGGUGGCUGAGCAAGUGGAAGAGUUGCAGAAGAAAUGGCCAGUGGCCUGGGGGAAGCUGGAUGAGAAUAGCAUCGGGAUGGUGACGCCAUAUGCCAACCAGGCCAUGCGAAUCCGAGCAGAGCUGCAGAAAAAGAAGCUCACUGAUGUCACCGUGGAGCAGAUCUUGAACAUACAAGACACACAAUUCCGCGUGCUGUUCGUCAGCACUGUCAGGACACGGCACACAUACAAGGAGCCACAGAACUCUGCCCGGCGUAAAGAGGCUCAGCAGGAGGAAAGCACUGAGGACCUGGAGUAUGGCUUUCUGUCCAGCUAUAGGAUGCUGAACACCGUCCUCACUAGAGCGCAGUCUCUCGUGGCCGUUGUGGGGGAUCCAGUGGCUCUGUGCUCCAUGGGGAAAUGCCGGAAAAUCUGGGAACGUUUUAUAUUCCUCUGCCAUGAGCAUGGCAGCCUGCACGGAGCCACUCUGAGUGAGAUCAGGACACAGCUCGACAAUCUGGAACUGAGCAGAAGCUGCAUGCUGAACCCCCUGGCUCCUGAGUUCAUCCCCCGAGCCAUUCAGAACUUUGCAGCUUCCGCCAGCAGACUCCAGGCAUCACCCGCAAAGGUGUGUGCCCAGGUAACCUGGUCAGGAUACCAGAACCGCUUGGCUUUAGACCCGAGGCUGGUGGCUCGGCAGGCGACCGUGGCCUACAAUCUCAGCCUGUUACAGCCCCACGGUCGCCUUUCUCCCGGGCCCUACAGUGUGGACACAUCAUCCCAGGAUCUGGAGCACAGCAAAUCUGGUAGAGAAAGAAUGACAUCCCGAUCGGAUGUGGGUUCGUUUUGGGCUCCGGGCAGAAAGAACACUGAUGUGAGAGAAAAGGUACAAGCUGGAGCGGUGUGGUUUUCUGACCAUUCCAUGAACAUGGGCUCCACUGUCAAGUACAGCCCCAGCCACCAUCACGUUCACGAGCAGAUGUACACUUCACAACAAAGCUUCUGCUUGCAAAGCAUUCAGCCGUCCAACAGACCCUUUAGCCACCAGAAUCUGGGUAGUCCUCAGAAACGCUUCUCUAUCCCUCAGCUUUCUCCUGGACAACUUUCAGGACACGAUCGUUACGUCCAGACCCAGACUUCACUGCCCCCUACGUUUGAGAACAGCAGCCGAAGCCAACUCUCCCCACACCUCGGGCUCCAUCACCAGUUCCCAGCCUCAACGUCGAGCCUGACCAACCUCUCCAAACACCACGCAGCCCAGCGCCUCCACUUCCUUCAUGCUGCUGAUGGUGACCGGAUCUUUCAUGGGCAAGCACUCUUGGGAACAGCCAAUUCCUUGCUGAAGGCAGAUGUGCAGAAGACAAACCGAUUCCAUUCCAGACUGGGUCAGUGGACUGAGCACGGCUCCUCACACCCAGUACACGAGCUGGUGAGCUGCGGCAUUGCUCUACAUUCCUCCAACGCCCAUAAAGCCCUGCUCCAGGAGUACCGCACCUCCAAGUUCAGCCUGCAGUCUCCCUAUAGCCAGAUGGGGGAAUUGUACGGAGACAUCCCAAUAUUCCCUCACAAGAGCACAGAGCAGCCUUCAGCCUGGAACCUGCCUCUGAGCCCUGAACUCUCAGAGAUUCCUCCUCAAUCUCGACUCCUUCAGUAUUGCCAAACGCAGCUCCACAGCACGGCUCCACAGAACAUGCCCCACUUCUGCGACCAGAUUAUGAAAGACCCUCGGAAAUACCCCCAGCAUGGCCUUUAUCCCUUUCCCUCGGCAGAACUGCCCCCAAACAGCUGCCACCCUUUCCACGUGCAGCCCCCUCCAUUCGCGGACUACAGCCAGUGCUCCCACACUCCUCUCCAGCAUCAAUACAGGAGGCCACACUCUCCGGACAGCUUAGAGGACUACAGGAGGCCUCACUCUCCGGAGGGGUUGGACGAUCACACACUGGAACCUCUGGGGCCCAGCCCCAACACCAGCUCCUCAGUGUUAAACAGUGAGGCCUAUCCCAGUCUCCACUACCAGCAGCAGUCAGACAGAUCCUACCGAUCCGGCCUCAGCCCCAAGUCGUUUCAAGCAGUCAGUGAGUCUGAAGUUAGAGUAUCUGGCCGGCCGCUAUACCAGAGGCAAUCAGCCCCCAGCCCCCAGGAAGCGUCAUCUGUAGAGAGCAGCAGGGGACCGAGUCCGUACUGCAGCCCAAGCCAGCGGCUGUCUCCUGUGGCUGCUGGACAGCUGCCUGUGGGAGACCUAGAGGAAGAAACAUACAACCCCAUCAGCUGUUACAGCGCCCAGUCUCCUUCCUUAAGUCCAGAAGGAGUGUUGUACAAUGGGCACCUUGUACCCGGACAAAACUCUCCAAGUGUCGAGGCCGAGGAGAUCGCGAGCUGUAAUGGGAGCAGUUCUGUCCUCACGCCUCCGGGACCCCCGACCAAAGCCCUGCACUUCCAGAGCCCUCCCAAGUGCUCAGAGGCCAAACACUUGGUAUCUUACGCCAGCGUUGUUCGAGCAGCACCGAAAGCGAGAUUGCAGUCCCCCUCCGAGCCAGACAGGAAGCCUGUGGACCCUAUUUCUAUAUUGCAGGACCUGAGUAAGAGGUCCUCCUUGAACGACAGUGGCUACUACUCUUAUUUCCAAUAACCCAAGUAGCACAUUUUGAUCAGUUGGUUUCAUUUAAAGACGCACUUUUCAUUAUUUUUUUCUUUCGAGGCACAGAAUCGCUUUACUUUAGGGACGUUCUUUUUGUAACGAGAUGUUAUUACGUGCACUUAAAAAAAAAAAGAAAUAUUUAAAGAAAUAUUUAUAUAGAUGCUAUAUUGGGACACGUAGAAAGGUGUCGUUUCUGGAAAAAUGAUUCUUUUUACAAGAGCUUCUCAUUCCCUGCUUAUUUGCACAUCUCUCGGACGCAACCAGAUUAUUCUUUUUGACAAUGAC
Molecule: messenger RNA, 5731 nt
Organism: Callorhinchus milii (elephant shark)
Lineage: Eukaryota; Metazoa; Chordata; Chondrichthyes; Chimaeriformes; Callorhinchidae
Product: probable helicase with zinc finger domain
Exons: 29
Coding region: 74-5437 (1787 amino acids)
Biological process (GO): regulatory ncRNA-mediated post-transcriptional gene silencing
Cellular component (GO): cytosol; P granule
Molecular function (GO): metal ion binding; helicase activity
Source: RefSeq, a predicted model, not a curated record